AUGUCGUCUUGAUCCUCAGUUCACUACUCCGCUCCUGUCGAAUUCUUGGAACGAAAAUAACCAUGGAAAACACCCGCUUCCUCACAGCGAUCGAAGAAACGAGUGAUUUGGUUGAGACGAAAGAUGAGAACGUCUCUAGCGAAGGUGCGAUAGCCGGCGAGAUCAGUCCGCCGAAAAAUGAUCUCAUCGAUCUCGAAGCGGAGGCUGGAACUGUGAAGGCUCGGAGACCGCGCGCCGUGGAUCAAUUUUUCGCCAGUCAAAAACAAUUCGACAUGCUGUCCCCCAUCAAGUCGAAACCUGUCUGUGAAGCGACGACCGAUCCCACUCAAGAAUCCCUCGAGUUGAAGCUAGAAGGCAGUGAUUUUCUCAGUCGUCCCCAGUACCAGACACAAUGCGUCCAGCCGAACGAUUCGACGAUAACAAUGAAAGACACGUCCUUGGACAACCUCCUCAUACAGGACCAACCGGAGGCUGAGGACCCUACGGACGAUGUGAAGCAAGGCACCGCUGCUCUCGAUAACCUGUCCCGCAAACGACUCCAGAACGAGAUGGAACCCGCGGUGUUCGAUGUGCCUCGGGCGACGAAAAUACUUCACCGAGAGGAGUCGGCUGUGCCGGAGUUCAAAGAGAACGCACAGCCUAUACUGAAAUUCUCGAGUGAGACCGAUAAACUCUUCAAACUAGAAGCUGUGGCCGUUGGUGAACAAGACGGACCCAGGGAGACGCUCGGUGAAGGAAAAUCCAGCGACUGGAAGAAAUCAUCGGACGAAGAGACUGCCGGAGGAUGCGAAGGAGUGCAGGGACGGAAGGAUGGAGACAGUGACGUUGACCCGAACAUUCCCGACGUUGCCGAGAACGAAAACGCUCCGAACCAAGGAUUUAACAUGACACUUGACAUGACCUUGAGAAGUUCCGGAGGGAUUGCUUUCGCGUCAGGACUCUUUCUCGCUAUUGAUGAAGCCUUGGACCCCCUCGUCGGAGUUUUCGUUCCCCACGGGAGACGUCGCCGAGGCGCCAACAUCGUUGCGGUUUGCAUCCCGAUAGUUCUUGCCAUCUAUUUCUUGUUCUUCUGACGGUAUUCGGCCGUGAUUUGGUAGCGGGCCUGAGAAAUUCGGGAGAAGGACAAAUCGCCAUUUUAGAGUCGUCCAGCGACGAGUACAGAUCUAGUUUUUCCAUCUAGAAGGCAUGUUAGCAGAAGGCGUAGUUAAAGGGCGCACAAGGCGAGUAGAGCUAGGGGCGAAUUCUCGAAGAGCCGCGGGAUGAGCGGAGGCUAAUCAGCGUAAAAGGAGAAAGACUUGAGGACGAUACCGGGAUGAAGCAUCUCUGCUUGCUCUGCUCGAUAAGAUAAAAUGAGACCUGCUCCGAGUUCGGCUGGUCUCAAAAAUAGUUUCUGACCGAUAAAAAGUAGAACAAUCGAAUAAAUGAUCACGAGCUCUUAGAACCAAGGAAAGGAUCGGCCUCUUUCCGAUACAUCCCCUCUAGAGAGCUCUCCCGACACAAAAAAAACACCUCU
Galendromus occidentalis (western predatory mite) is the source of this 1513-nucleotide messenger RNA. RefSeq lists its product as uncharacterized. The transcript is spliced from 7 exons. Lineage: Eukaryota; Metazoa; Arthropoda; Arachnida; Mesostigmata; Phytoseiidae. The record is from RefSeq and is a predicted model, not a curated record. The coding region runs from base 63 to 1073 and encodes 336 amino acids.